AUGGCUUGCAGCAGAAUAGUUGCAAGAAAAUGCUCCAAUGGACUACUCAUGAUCGAUUACUUUGCCAAAGCCUUUGGUUUAGCCCCCAUUAAUGCUUAUGAAGAUUAUCGGAUGUCUUUUGAUCAGGGAGUCAACUCUGCUGUCGCCGGAGCUACUGCUUUGCCUGUUGAGACCUUGCGAGCUAAAGGUCUUCCAUCUCAUGCUGGCAACGCUGAUGUGGUUCAAAGCAUCGUGGGAGGUGUUAGAACUGUCAUCGGAUUUGGAGCGACUAAAGUUGUUGUUCCUGGGCGUUUCCCUGUUGGUUGUCUUCCCAUGUCUCCGUACCACGACAGCCUUCUUUUCAAAGGUAGUCCAACUGUUUUCGAUUCUAAUCUUUGUUUGAAGGAAUACAAUCGUUUGGCUGCCCGUCACAAUGACAUUCUAAAAGUAGCCAUUGAGAAACUGAGAAAGGAACAUCCAGAUGUUGCCAUUGUAUAUGCCGAUUACUACAAUGCCUACUUGUCAAUUCAAACCAAUGCCGAAGAACUUGGAUUUGCGAGCAAGUUUUCAACUUGUUGUGUAAGCGGAGAUAAGUUCAACUUUUCCUUUGACAAACCCUGUGGGAAAGUUGAUUCUUGCCCGAAUCGGAGGAAUAUAUUAGUUGGGAUGGAGUCAGUACCACUCAACAAGCAAACAGACUCAUGGUUGACUAUCUCCUCAAUUCCAUCGUUCCCCAAUUGA
This is a messenger RNA of Oldenlandia corymbosa var. corymbosa, 720 nucleotides long. Lineage: Eukaryota; Viridiplantae; Streptophyta; Magnoliopsida; Gentianales; Rubiaceae. The record is from the annotation of a GenBank genome assembly.